Messenger RNA from Penaeus vannamei (Pacific white shrimp), 2245 nucleotides. The record is from RefSeq and is a predicted model, not a curated record. NCBI's taxonomy places the organism in Eukaryota, Metazoa, Arthropoda, Malacostraca, Decapoda, Penaeidae.
ACCCCGUUAUCCGGUCUCCCGCAGGCAACACGUCCGAAAUGUACUACUACGGAUCGCAGUUUUGGAUGAACGUCUUCGGGGUCGUCUUGGGAGGCCUCCUCGUCGUCCUGGUCGUCAUCCCGGUCGUCUACCCACUCCGCCUCAUCAGCACAUUUACGAGUACCUCGAGCUGCGAUGGGGCUCACGAUUUCUGCGGAAGAUGGUGACGGUGCUCCAGCUGGCCAACAUGUUCCUCUACCUCGGCAUCGCUCUGUACGCGCCCUCGCUCGCCCUCUCCUCCGUCACGCCCAUCCCCACCAACCUCUCCAUCGUCGUCCUUGGCCUCGUCUGCACCUUCUACGCGUCCGUUGGAGGAGCGAAGGCAGUCGUGUACACCGACACCUUCCAGACCCUCGUGAUGGUCGUCGGGGUGAUCGUGGUCAUCGUCCAGGGCUGCGUGGAGGUCGGGGGAGGCCCUGCGGUGUGGGAGAUCAACCAAGAGAACGGGAGGAUUGAGUUCUUCAACAUGGACCCGAAUCCCCUCGUGCGACACACUUUCAUGACGACGACCAUUUUGGGGAUCUUCAUGUCCAUCAGCAUGCAGGGGACGUCCCAGGCCCAGUACCAGCGAUGGGCGUCCGUCGAGAACAUCAGACAAGUCUACCUAGUGAUGGCUAUCAACAUCGCUGGCUUGGUGGUCCUUUGGUCUCUCAUAAAUUUCGCUGGUCUGGUGGUCUUCGCUGUCUACGCUGACUGUGACCCUUAUUCAGCAGGGUUGAUUCAGAAGAUAGACCAGGUCACGGCUUACUUCGUCGUGGACAAGCUCGGUUACCUGAAGGGGAUUCCAGGACUCUUCGUGGCCGCGGUCUAUAGUGGAGUUCUCAGCUCAGUUUCGUCCAACCUCAAUGCCAUGGCUGCCAUGGUAUGGGAAGAUUUACUGCUCGCCUUCAAGACUUUCAAGAACUACACUCCGACGAAAGCCAAAAAUGCAAAUGUCAUCAUAUCCAUGCUCAUCGGCGUGCUCUCCACCGUCCUGGGCGUCCUGGCUGGGAAAAUGGGCGGUCUCGUGCAGGUUGCUUACUCAAUUGCGGGGGGUUUGGGCGGCCCCAUCUCCGGGGUUAUACUGACUGGGAUCCUGUGCCCCUGGGUCAAGGCUGGGAGCGCCAUUUCGGGUUUCCUCUGCGGGGUCGCCUUCAACUUGUGGAUAGUGAUUGGGAAUUUCUUGUACGCCCCUCCGACGCCCCUGCUGCCUCUCUCGACCGACGGCUGCCCCGGGGCCAACGCCACCGCCACGCCCCUCACGUCCACUGUGGCCUUCGCGACGACCACGACAGACCCGGGACCUUCUGAGCCCGAGGAGGUGUUCCCUCUGUACCUUCUCUCCUACUGCCUGUUCGGGUUCAUUGGCAUUCUGAGCACCAUCGUCAUGUCGAACUUGGCCACCUGCGUCUUCGGAGUGUCCGAAAAGUCAGAUGCUUUAGAAAAAACAGUAAACAAAACUAGCCUGAGAAUCUACUACUGGAUGACCUCAAAAUCGGACAGUUCCUCCCUCAACAGUGACACAGAAAACGGGAGCAAGAUGGGAGACUUCGGUAUUUCCAAGGACAGCGUUAAAACGAGCAAACCGCAUACGGGUACUGGCGAAAAGCAUGGUGUAGAAAAUCCGGUGACGGUCGACGAUGCAUUAUGAAGAGUCAGUUUUUAAAACCCAGAACUCGAGCGAUUAGUUUCAACCAGAAUCCUUUUCGAAUCAUGAGACUUUUCGAGGCCAGUAUUAGGUUAAGAUAUAUAGCCGACGAUUAUACCCUUGUUCGAUUAUUUCGAAGGAUAAUCAGAAUGUGAGAUAUUGUUCUUUAUCUGUGCGUGAAGCUAACAAUUGUAAAAUUAUUUGGGACCGAAGGCCGGGCCAAUUACCCUGUGACGUCACUGAUAGAGGAACGAACAGUAUUCAUUGUGACAAAUGUAAAAAGAAAAUAUGGAUGGGGUGUAAAUAUCGUGUGCUCUGCGAAUAUUAAUUCUCAUUCUUGUCUUUUUUAUGGGCAGAUGACUAACUGUGAUUUAUGUAGUCUAUUUAUUUAUAUAUCUAUAUAUAUGUGCGUAUACUAUAUAUGGUUAAAUAUAUAUGCACACACACACACACUCACACACACACACACGUAUGUAUGUGAUGAAUAUAUUUUUCAUUUGAUUCCCCAGUGAAUUUAUAUAUGAUAUAUUGAAUACACAAUGGUAUGUUGAAUAAACCAUAUUUAUUACUGAUGUUAAA